Molecule: messenger RNA, 4797 nt
Organism: Aegilops tauschii subsp. strangulata
Lineage: Eukaryota; Viridiplantae; Streptophyta; Magnoliopsida; Poales; Poaceae
Source: RefSeq, a predicted model, not a curated record
UCUACUCAUAGUGAGGAGUAACUUUGAACAUAUGCAUGUUACUAGUCGAAGUUACUCUCCACUGUGAGUAGUCUGUUAUGGCAUCAAUUGUUGAUGUGUGGUCCUGUUUAUUUUCCCAAAGGAUAUGCUUUGAUGGUGUCCUGAUUUGGUGCAAUGUCUUUGUAGAUUUCAAAGCACUCAAUGCCUCGUAAAGUUGUUAAACUCCAUCGUCUUGAAGACCUCUUCUGUGAGACAAGUACUGAUAAAAGUAUGAAGCUACAAGUUUUGCAAGACAUAACAGAGAAUUUCUCGGUGGAUACGGUGAUUGGUAGUGGUGGAUUCGCAGUGGUUCACAAGGGAAAGCUUGAAGAUGGUUGUGUAGCUGUGAAGAAGUUCCACGAAGUACUAGAGUACAAAUCAUUUGAGCGUGAGGUUGACUGUCUGAUAAGGAUUAAGCACCAAAAUAUAGUACGAUGUAUCGGUUAUUAUGCUGGAGAACAAAAAAAGAUGGUGAUGAUGGACGGCAAGAAUCUUUUGGUAGGAGUUCGACACCAACUGAUUUGUUUCGAGUAUCUUCACAAUGGAAGCCUUCGCAGGAAUCUUGAUGGUAUGACAGACGACUAUCAUUGUUGGAGUCAGUGGAACAUGUGUUAUGAUACUAUCCGAGGAAUUUGUCUCGGUCUGCACCAUCUUCAUGAGCACAGGAUACUUCAUGGAGAUAUCAAACCAGAUAAUAUACUGCUUGGUGAUGACAUGACUCCAAAAAUUGCGGAUUUUGGUUUGUCAAGGCUGUUGGAGCAAGGAAAAAGCCGAAUUCUCAUUGAAAAAAAAUAUGGAACACAGGGAUACACCGCACCAGAGUACACAAACAAUGGGGAAUUUACUAUCAAAUCAGACAUAUAUAGUUUGGGUGUUUUAAUAGAAAACAUACUAAAUAAUGGACAACACACGAUAUCCAUGGAUGAUACACUGGGCAAGUGGAGUGGAAGGUUGGACCAGCUCGAUGCAUCUGAGAAGCACACACAACUGGAACAAGUGAGAGCAUGCAUCGACAUAUCAAAAAGGUGCAGACAACAUGAACCAGAGAGUAGACCUGUUACACAGGAUAUCCUCGGUUCCCUUGGUGUUGACACUUCUUCCUUACCGGUAUCGGUACAGCCGCAGGCAUCAAUCACAGGCAUGGAGUCAAUGGUGCAGGCCGAGCCAUCAUUGGAGGGAGAAACCGGCCGCACGUCCAAGAUGCUUCAAUCGGAAUCGUUGCUGAUUGCCAACAACAAGCCCCGUCACUGGAGAUGGAUAUCCCUCCCAGAUUCCAGGUUUGCCAAGUAUGCGGAGCUCCUGAGUGUGUACUUCCUCGCGAUCAGCGGAGAGGUCUCACCAGCAGACCUUUGCGCCGGUGCAAGCUACACCGUUUACCUAGUGUACAAGCUGGCGAGCAGCUCCUGUGGCUUGAGAGGUUUCGUGCAGACGUCGUCGCUUAGGCUCCACGGGGAGCAUACCGUCGCCACCAGCAAGGUUAGCCUCGGCCAGGAAGCGUGCGCAUCGGACAGCGAUGUUACCUACCCUGUCCCGAGGAGCGAUGGCUGGUUGGAGCUUAAGCUGGCGGAGUUCACAAAUGAUGACGAGAUGCGACAAGAGAAGGGGGUGAUCGUGGAUCUCCGUGAGGAGAACGUCGCCGUGGAGAAGAGAGGACUCAUCGUGGAGGGCAUGGAGUUCAGGAGCAAUUAGCUGUGCUCAUGUCAUUUGUGGCCAUGCUAUUCAGGGAUUUGAUAUGUAAUAAGCCCAGCUUGGCAAACAUACAUUCAUGUUAGUCUCAAAUCACGUAAAUUUCUUACUGUUAAACCAAAAGCAUUAUGUUCUACUUGUAUUUUCUUAUAUUUAGAUUUUUUUUUCUUGUAAGCACAUGAACACUUGUUCAGAUGAACUUGAACAAUUUUUUCAAUACACAAACAUCAUUUUGUUUUAAGUUCUACCAACCAUUUCUGUCACAUAUAAGAACAAAUUCCAAAUAAAGACAUGAUUCUUGUAAUAUCCACAUGGUUUUUUUUUCUUAUUUUUGAUAUAGCUUACAAUUCAUGCCGAAUAGUACAUGAAUAACUUUUUGCGACACAUGAAUGAAUCUUUUGAAAUAUAAUAAUAUAUAUUUUUAAAUACACAUACAUUUUAAGAAAUACAAAAUUAUAUAUUUUAAGCACACAUGGCCAAUUUUUUUCAAUUUUAUUAUUUAAAAUUGGAAAUAUUUUAAAAAAAUUAUCAUAAAACUUGUUCCUGCUCGAUGGGUCAUUCUAAAUGGCCGCUGCAGCCGAGCCAGUUUUGUUGCUUGCGCUAGAAGCGAGGCAAAAAGGGUGAAAUGGACUGAAAGUGAGGUACACAAUCGAAGCCGCUUCCUAUUUGGCACUUUAGGGUGCCGGUUACUGCCCCUACUCCCCCUUGUCAUUGGGCUGGGACCAUUUGCUUCUUCCUCUUUCUUCUUCUCUUCUCUAAUCCAACCGCACCCAGCAAGCCAACACCUAUUUGCCGCCUUAUGUACCAUUUAAAGGCAAUUCAGUACAUGGCACACACCCCUUCCCCUUAUUUACGUUCUAACUAGCAAAACCGUCCGUGCGUUGCGAUGGGAGAAAAAAAAAUCAUAUUUUUCAAUAAUCUUGACCACAUUUUGCUGCAUCACCAAGAUACAUUAUCACUCUCAUUUUCUGAAAUCAUGAACAAUUUUUAAAAUCAUGAACUUUUUUUAAACUUGUGAACAUAUCUGAAAUCAUGAACAUUUUUACAGAUUUUCAAACAUUUUUUAAGAUCAUGAACACUUUUUAGCGAGGAGUGCGCGCGUUGAGGAGAGAGUUGACUUUGUGCGAAGGGAUAAGACAAAUCUGAUGGCCACCAGCACUUACAUCUGACUGUUCGAAAGCGACGGGCCAAACCCCUGGUCCGUCGGCCGAUGUGUAGUAGUGGCCUUACUUUUUAGCGGUCGCAAUGAAGGUACCUAAGCAUGCCACCUCCACCAGCUCGCGUCGGUGGGCCCUAAAAGUCAUACACACAUCGCCAUCAACCUCUGUCCCAUGACCGUCUCCGGAUCACCAAGGUUAGGUUUGCCCACACCUCUUUUUAUUUAGGUCAUGUUGCAUAAUUCUCAUAAAUGAGAUAAUUCGAGGUACAAUAUUAGUAUGUUUAUAAUUAUUUUCUUUGUUUACCUUAUUAUUAUUUAUUACCAAAUACAUUUGAUAAUAUAGUUCAACAAACUUAUCUUCAUGCCUGGCACAUCAAAAUCAUUCCAUCAAAUUAUAUUUUGUGCAAACUUGAGCGUUCAGGACCUCUAAAAGAUUUGUUUUGCCUUUGUGUGAUAACCUUUAGGCUACACUAGUCAAAGUGAUGUUGCUACAAGGACCAUGGUGCAAUGUAUGGUUGGCAACAACUAACAAGACACCGACAAUACUUUGUAAUAUGGUGCAAUUAACAAAGCGGUGGUCUCUGGUUACAUGAUCCCAAACUCCAAACCUACAGGUUGUAGUGUUGACGAUUGAGGACUAGGGCGAAGCCAUGGCGGCAGUGGAGGAAGCGGUCAUAAUAGUCGAGUGGCAAGAGGAAGCACACAACGAGUCUAGGUUGGUGCGAAAAAGGCAGACUCAUGUCAACAUUGUCUGUGGCGGGCACGGAAAAGGCAAAGGAGGCGCAGAAGAGGGAGAGCAUGUGCGGAGGAAGGCAGAGGAGGGUCUCCCCAGGAGGUCAUCAUAUAGCAGAGGCACCAUGGAGGACUUUUGUGUAUGAUUCAGGGUUCUAGUUGACUCCUCUCAUUUCAUUCGGCUAAUAAGAUAUCUUGGGCCAGGUCUAGAUGGGCCAAGCCCAUAUACCACACUAGCACAUGAUCCUUGUGGACCAUUCCUUUUUUUUUGGUAAAAUGGCAACAAAAGCAUGAGUCAGCCCAGCCCAAGGCGCAAUGCCAAAAGACAUAGCAUCCGAAAAUUGCGAGAUCGUCAGGCUAAGCCAACACCGAUCCGCAAGACCCACACUACACACGCACCGCAUAUGGUUACAACUUACAAAUACAAUAAUGUUGCUGUUUGUUCUAUUUUCUAUUGUAAACAACUGCGCGAGGCUAAGACACAUCCCACACAAUCAUGAGGUCAGUAGACCAUGUUCACUACCACUGGAUUCCCCAAAUACAGAGCCGCCAUACAAGUGCAGGUGCAGCGCAGAGGAAAAUUACAAGAUGCUGAGGAGGAUGCGGGGUGUUGAUGUAGGGCAUGAAGAAGGGGUGGCUCAUAUCUGUCUCAUCAGAGAAGACGCUGAGGAGGGGGUAGGUUGUCAUGGCAACCGCGGAAGAGGCGGCGCCUGACGAGGCCCUGCCAACACUUGCAAACAAGGGAGGAACAGAAGAGGGAGGAGGGCUAACAUGGAGGUAGAUUUUAUCACUAAAUUUGCGCUCUACCUGCUGUUAGGAGUAUUUUUUUGGACAGGAAUAGCAUUCUCAAACGGAAGAUGUGAAGAAAUAAAGUCUACGGGAUUAGUAUCCCAAACGGAAGUCAAGAAGGCAGGCCUUGCGAAGCAGUCAACCACCUGGUUUGCAUUGCGAUUACAAAAUCACUCGGCGUGGCAUCCAUUCCAAAAUGGUUCGUGGCACCAUUCGGUGCUUCCAUGAGAUAUCAAGCAAUCAGAUUUCCACUACAUCCUAGGUGCAGCCAAACUUUUUGUUGACACUAUUAGCUGCUUCCAGGUAGAGCUAAAGAACAUAGAAUCAAUCUAGGCAGCACCAGCCGCAGAAUGCAGAAUCCAUUACAUAGUCCAGGGGACACCUAAAAAGUGGCAAACGAUAUUAAACCAAAA